AUAUAUGAAUAUGUGUACGUGUGAUUGUGGAGUCUAGUGCGCUUGUGUGUAUAUAAGCUCGUUCGGUGGAUCAGUUUGUGUGAUUGUUGUUUGGGUUUUGAGUUUGUAGAUGUGUUGUGGAGAGGGAGAGAGAUAAGGAUGGGAAGGGCACCUUGUUGUGAUAAGAGUAAAGUGAAGAGAGGACCUUGGUCUCCCCAAGAAGAUGAAAUCUUGAAGAAUUAUCUGCAGAAUCAUGGCACUGGGGGGAACUGGAUUUCUUUGCCUCUCAGAGCAGGCCUUAAACGUUGCGGCAAGAGCUGCCGCCUGAGAUGGCUUAAUUAUCUAAGGCCAGACAUUAAGCAUGGCGCUUUUACUCCUGAAGAAGACGGCAUCAUAUAUAAUCUCUAUGGUAUUCUUGGAAGCAGAUGGUCUGUUAUAGCUGCAAGUCUCCCUGGAAGAACAGACAAUGAUGUGAAGAAUCACUGGAACACCAAACUCAAAAAAAAGCUCCAGGCUACAAAAGACUCCUACUUUGCUGCCAUUCAUCAAGCUCCUCAGAGUUCAAAUUCAACUUCAUCGACGAAUCACAAUUUAAAUCCAAACGUCGAAGGUAAUUAUGAUCUCGGGUUUUCAAAUAUCUAUCAAGGCAACUGUUUUCUCCAGGAAGAGCCAUCGAAUGCUGGUGUUAUGCAUUAUACACAAACUGGGAAUAAUGUCCAAGAAUAUUCAAGUGUUUCGGAUUCAUCUACUGCUGUGGACAACAAUGCCUCUGAGUUUCUGAUGGAUUUUGGAUCCGGAUUCGGUUAUGAUCAGAUGAUGAGUGCUGGGAUUUGGAGUAAUGAUCAAGGCCAGGAGACUCUCGGAGAAGCUCUCAUCAAUCUUCCAAGUAAUUCGUAUGCAAAUUCAACCGUGUGUCAAAAUGUCAAUGACCAAUUCUAUGGAAAUUACUAGAAGGAAGACAAAGCUUGUGGCCUAGUAGACUAUACUUAUUAGUUAUCUAGUAUUAUGAAAUUUAGGUAGGAUUAAUUUUCAGAAUCUAGAUGAAUGUCUUUCUUAUUAAUAUGCUGGGAUUUUUU
Messenger RNA from Daucus carota subsp. sativus, 1055 nucleotides. RefSeq names its product transcription factor RAX2. The record is from RefSeq and is a predicted model, not a curated record. Bases 139 to 930 code for a protein of 263 amino acids. The transcript is spliced from 3 exons. Lineage: Eukaryota; Viridiplantae; Streptophyta; Magnoliopsida; Apiales; Apiaceae.